GCCUCGUGACUUAGCAGCUACACUUACUCUCAAAUGACCAUCCCCACUGCUGACGAUGGUCGUCUGCUCGUCCAGAUAGGCUCAUACAACACUAACCUCCAGGGAGGAGCUGGCUUACCUCAGAACCUUGUCGACUGGCUCGCGCCGACGCUACAGGUGUCCAGCUUCCUCGCUCGUGGUACUCAUGCUCCCGACAUUGUCGCCAUCGGCUUUCAGGAGCUCCUGCCCCUUCACCUUGGCCUGUCGGGGCUCUCUAAAUCUAUCAUCAGCGAGCGAGACAAACACAUUCGCUCCCAGAUCGAGGCUCAUGCGCCAGGCAAGGAGCAGUACUCUCUCGUGGCACGUAUUGUCAAUGUCGGUGUCGCCCUCCUCGUCUACGCCCGUGAUAGCGGGGCUGCUCGCUCCAUAACCGACGUUCAGACCCAGUGGACCGGCUGUGGUCCUGGUUUUAUGGGCAACAAGGGUGCCGUUGGAAUUCGAUUUCGCGCCUCAAGGAGUGGCGACGAUCCCGGCGAGGUCUUCACGUUUGUUUGUGCCCACCUUAAUGCACAUGAAUACAACCUCGACCGUCGGAUAGCGGACUGGAACCACAUCGUUGCAUCCCUCCUCUUCCCUCCGCUUCCUGGCUCUGCCGAGUCGGCGGGCCCUACGACACUGUAUACAACCUCGCAUCUCUUCUUCCUCGGCGAUCUCAAUUUCCGUGUUGUGGUCCCACCGGACCAGCGAGCGCCCGGCGAGUCUCAGCCAGCGUACACACUUCGGAUGCUCGAUGACGAGCCGGAUCGGGAGCGCCUCAAAGAGUACGACCAGCUUCUGAAUGCACGGCGCGCAGGCCGUGUUUUCGUCGGCCUUCGUGAGGGCGCAUUUUGGACUUUCAAAUGCACGUAUAAGUACAAGCUCGGUGAAGUGGAAAAAUACAGCGACAAACGAACUGCAUCGUGGACGGACCGUGUACUAUAUGCGACGUACCUCGACUCACCAGAUACGCCCGAGAAAUCUGCGAUAACCAACGUUCUUUACACCUCUAUCCCAUCGUAUACCACCUCUGAUCACAAGCCCAUUGUCUGCCUCCUACUUCUCCCUCCACCUGUCGCCGCCGAAUCAUCGGCCAUUAAUGCCACAGUGCCCACCUUGAAGCUACCCACAGAGUAUUCGCCAUGUCCGGAUCCUCACGCCGCCCUCAAGCGGUACACCGGCCGAACGCUAGAUCGUAUCAUUGGUUUCGCCUGGUGGGCACUCACACUCAUCGGCGUGGGCAAUGCCGCCGUUGGCGUCUUCAACUUUAUGCUCGGUCUCGCAGCAUGGAAGUGGUGGCCUCGGGCGCCAGUCUCAGCUGUGUCUGCAUAGUAUCUCCCUAGUGUUCGCUUCCACAAUCCUUCCUGUUUGCUUCCUAUUUACUUUCUAUUUACGUCAUUUAUUUACCCUUCUCCCAUGGAACUGAAGCCAACACCAAGAUCUCGAGGUGAAAGUCUGGUCAGGUCGAUCUGCAUUUCUUGUACAUGUGCAAGAUGUAUCUAC
This is a messenger RNA of Coniophora puteana RWD-64-598 SS2, 1518 nucleotides long. Its product is annotated as inositol polyphosphate phosphatase. Gene Ontology annotation, biological process: phosphatidylinositol dephosphorylation. Bases 34 to 1347 code for a protein of 437 amino acids. Gene Ontology annotation, molecular function: phosphatidylinositol-4,5-bisphosphate 5-phosphatase activity. NCBI's taxonomy places the organism in Eukaryota, Fungi, Basidiomycota, Agaricomycetes, Boletales, Coniophoraceae. The record is from RefSeq and is a predicted model, not a curated record. The transcript has 5 exons.